UUUACAAUGGUUACGAAAAUAAACAGCCAAUUUUGCAUGUUUUAAAUAAUCUAGCACCCUUAAUACAAUCAUCUACGUAAUAAAUAUUAGUUGAAAGUCUAAUAAUUGUUUCUUUUGUUUCAAAAAAUGUCUCUUGAUUGCGUCGGCACGUGGCAUUUACGUCCUACCCCAGCAUUUUGUGAAGGCCGGGGUGAUUUAAAGAAAACAUGGACUGGACCUGUCAGUACUGAACUAUAUGGUAAAGGAUUAACAGAUUUGUGUGACAAAACCCAUAACAAUCUGCACAGACUGUCACAGCAGAUGCAAAAGCUUGAUCCAUGCUUGGAAUAUGGAGUAAAACAUUGGCACCCUACAUCUCGGCCACAGUCAGCUGUUUCAAAACCUGAGUCGAUGAGAAAGCAUGAUCGAUGCCGCAGUGUUGAUGUUAUGUUUACUGACAAUAAGACUGCAGUCACAUUGGGUGACCCUGCCACAGAUGAACAGAGGGACACAUAUAUCGAUCCUCCAGUGAAAAACACCUUCUGCUACCUCUGUACUACUCUUGAGGAGCAUAAAAGGCACAUGCUUUUGCACAAGCCAAAGAAGAAAUACACUGGUCGUACGAAGAUAGAGUACAUCGCCCCAAGACCGAAGCAGAAACGAGUGGUGGAAGAAGAUGACAAGGUCUUGCUGAAGGAGAGACUUUACAAGAUUGAGGUGUUCACAUCGGACAAGUGCAAUGCUGGAACUAGUGCCAAGGUUUUUGUUGCAAUCAAAGGAACCUUAAAUGUUUUGCCUAAAACUCAAUUGAAGAAAAAUCAGGGAUCUUCAAAUUUCUGUUUCGUUAGAGCAUCCAAAGAGGUCUUUCAUAUCAAAGGACCAUUCCUAGGAAAUCUACAGAUUCUCUCCAUUGAGCAUGACGGUACACGCAAGAGUGAGGCCUGGCACUUGGAGAAGGUGCUCAUCACGGAUGUGAAAGCCAUGAAGACAUGGAUAUUCCACUGUGGGGAGUGGCUCUCACUGUUUGAGAAACCCCACUACAGCAACAGGGUGGACCUGGAUGCUCAGGAACUAGAACAUCCACCUACAGAAUACGCAAUAGAAGUGUAUACUGCAAACAAAAAGAUGGCAGGGACUGACUCCAGCAUUUUCAUCACACUGUUCGGCCAGUAUGGGACCAGCAAAAAAAUUCUUCUGAAAGAUACAACAUCAGACAAAAAACUGUUUGAAAAGGGCAGCAUCGAUAAAUUUGCUUUCCGUAUGAAUGGGAUUGGGGAACUUAAGAAGAUCAAAAUAGAGCAUGAUGGGAAAGGAUUUGCUGCGGGAUGGUAUCUGGAUAAGAUAAUAAUCCGUGACAGUGAGAGGCCAAAAGACACUUACUACUUCAUGUACGGAGGUUGGAUUGCUGAGGAUGAGGGUGAUGGCAGACUAUGGCGGGAAAUACCUGCCAAGAAAAAACUACCCAAGGAAUUACACUCAGGAAGGAAAGCAAGAAAACAACAAAGGCAUGAAAACACACCUGAACAUUCUCACAAAGCUGAGAAAGGUACAGACACAAAAUACGUAAUCUCUGCAAAGACCGGGGACAUACGGUAUGCUGGGACAGAUGCGAACGUCUUCAUUCAGAUGGUCGGAGAGAAGGGAAAGACCAAACAACUCCCCAUUGACAACCCCAAAAACAAUUUUGAGAGAAAUAUGACAGAUAUUUUUGAGGUUAAUGCAGUGAAUGUUGGAAAACUACAGCACAUAAUUAUUGGCCAUGACAACGCAAACCCUGGUGCUGGCUGGUUCUUAGAAAAGGUUACAAUCAGACGGUACAUUCCAAAAGAUGAAGUGAAGGAGAGACUGAAGAAAAUGAGGAAGAAGGAACGAAAUGAGCAGAAAAACAAACAAGCAAGAAAGGCACGAGGUCGGGGAGACUUAGACGGUGAGGAUGAUGACGUGUCUAGCAGUGAUGAGGAAAGUUAUGAAAAAGGGAAAAGGAGACAAUCUGUAAGACAUGAUGAUGAGCAUAAGUAUAAACCAGAUAAGAUUGAUUCUAAAAAACGCAAAGACAUGAAACAUAAAACAGACCCUGAUAAAAAGGAUAAGAAAAGUAAGAACGAUAAGAAAAAAGACUUAUUUUCUGUCCAAAGCUCCAGUUCCGAGAACUCCUCUGAGUCAGAUUCGGAAUCUGACAGAGACUUAAAAACCUCUAAACGCCCUGGAUCUGCUCUCAGGAGACCCGGAUCAGCAGCAAGCAGCUUUCGACCUAGAUCAGCUAUGCGUAGACAACAAUCGACAAUCAAUGAACUAGAAGAAAGUGAUAAGAAUGAUAAAAAGAAAAGCAAGUCUCGCAGAGCAAGCUCAGCAAGCAGCGAACGAGAUAGAAGAGACUCGACCUCUAGCAGGAGAUUAAGCACAAGUGCUUCAGGUCUACGACAAGCAGAGGAGGACAGAAGAAGAGGUCGCAAAGGUCAUGAAAAUGAUGAUCAGGAAGAUGCAAGGAUUCCGCUGUACGAGGAAUGUGUGUUUAUGUGCAACCGCUGGUUGGCGCAGGAUGAGGAUGAUGGAUUGUUUGUUAGGGAACUUAAAGUGUCCUCUUCCGAAACAUACUACAAAGACAAUUAAGUAUUAGUCUGAGACGAAUAGCUAACAAUCAAACUAGAUUUCAAACCAGCUCCUGUAAAUUGAUUCAAUUCAGAUCUAAUGGUUAUAUCAAAUGAUUCAACAGCUAUUGUGAUUUAAUCCAGCAAGAUUUUGUAGUGAAAAACAAAAUUUUAAACACAACAUUCACACACCAAACCCUCUAUUUAGUGACCGUCCAAUUCCAAGAUUGUAUUUCAUUUUUUUCGUCAUACACAUUAAUUUUCAUUUUGUAUAAUACACAAACGUAAGCUAGUCAAUCAUUAGAUUACAAUAUACUCAAGAGAUAGUAUUUUUGUAAUAUACUCAGUAGCACAGUUGACUCUAAGCUAGAUACUCAAGCAACUAAGCACAUUUAAAGUCUUUUGAACCAUUUCUUAGGUGUCUUUUUAAAUAUAUUUCAUCACGUAGAAUCAAAAGUGAUCAGUCCUCUUUCUCUUCCAGAUUUCUUUUUUCAAGGACUUUAUAUUUAUUUUUCAUAUUUGAAAUAUUGGAUACUAGUACAAUGUUGAAGAUAUGGUAGAUUUGUGUUGUAUUGUUUGUUGAGUUUUAGUAGUUUUAGUUGGUCCAAUUAAACUGUUAAGUAAAAAGUAAUAUUUUUGCAGUUAACUGAGCUCUGUCAUAUUCUAUAUAAUUUUCUAUACUCUCAAAAUGAACAUUUUUUUAUGGUCUGAGUGAUUAGUUUAUGCUCUGUUUACUUUAAGGGUGUAAUGAAAAAUCAGAAAAUGUAGUCAAACAAAAACUAUAUUAAAUUGUUGCCCUAAACUAUGGUUUGUUUGAAGAAUAAUUAAUUUAUUAAAACUGUUAAUGGGACAUAGAAUAUAUCAGUUGACAAAUAACUAUAUAUUACGGUAUGUUUUAAAAAUGCUCAUACAAUCGUUCAAAUGAUACUUGCACUUCACUGUAGAUUGCAGUUUCAUAUAGUCUAUGUUGUUACCUGUGUAGUUUUAUAUUGCCGAAGUCGGCACAUGUGAAGUUUUAUUUUGCCUAUGCAGUUUUAUAUUGCCUUAGACGACAAAAGAGCAGAUUUAUAUUGAAAAUGUUGAUACAUGUGAAGUUAAUUGUACUCAAUCUACUCAUGAAGGUGUGACAUACUUCAUGCACAUAAUAUCUUCAUGCUUACUGGUACUUGAUAUGUCUAAAUGUUUAUGGAGAUCAAUAUAAUCAUAAAUUGCUAGACAUACCUUUCCUUACAUCAUUGUUUAGAUUUUAUGAGACAAAUGUAAAAUUGUUGUUGUUAUAGUUACAAUUUGUUAUAUCGGUAGUAAAAUGAA
Messenger RNA from Mya arenaria, 3878 nucleotides. RefSeq names its product lipoxygenase homology domain-containing protein 1-like. The record is from RefSeq and is a predicted model, not a curated record. Lineage: Eukaryota; Metazoa; Mollusca; Bivalvia; Myida; Myidae. Gene Ontology annotation, molecular function: protein binding. The transcript has 12 exons. Bases 127 to 2589 code for a protein of 820 amino acids.